GGCGGCGCUCGCUUGGCGGGCGCGUCCGCGCGCGGGUCGGAAAUGGCGGCGCUGGGAGCCCCGCUGCGCACCCUGCGCGCGCUCCUGCGCGAGCUCCGCCACGCCGCCGGCCGCUCCUAUCGCGACAGCCCCGCCUAUCGCCACGUGGUCGCGGCCUUCCGCGCGCACCGGGUGACCAGCGAGAAGCUGUGCCGGGCCCAGCAGGAGCUGCACUUCCAGGCCGCCACCUACCUGUGCCUGCUCCGCAGCGUCCGGGAACACGAGGCCCUGCACCGCGAGUACCACGGCAAGGGCGAGCGCUCGCCCCAGGAGGUCGCCGGACUGGUGGGCUUCAGACUGCCUCAGCAGCCGGGAGGGAAGGGCUGAGACGGGACUGCUGUGUUCAAUGUUUAUUCCUCAAUAAAUAUCCUAGAGCUACUGGAA
Molecule: messenger RNA, 423 nt
Organism: Corvus hawaiiensis (hawaiian crow)
Lineage: Eukaryota; Metazoa; Chordata; Aves; Passeriformes; Corvidae
Gene: FMC1
Product: formation of mitochondrial complex V assembly factor 1 homolog
Exons: 2
Coding region: 43-366 (107 amino acids)
Cellular component (GO): mitochondrion
Source: RefSeq, a predicted model, not a curated record